Messenger RNA from Hyla sarda, 2264 nucleotides. Its product is annotated as zinc finger BED domain-containing protein 4-like. The record is from RefSeq and is a predicted model, not a curated record. Gene Ontology annotation, molecular function: DNA binding. NCBI's taxonomy places the organism in Eukaryota, Metazoa, Chordata, Amphibia, Anura, Hylidae.
CGAAUGUUAUAUUUAACGAAAAUUACCGUUUUCGUACAUUCGGAGCGAUCCGAAUGAACGAAAAAACAUCUUGAGCAUCUCCGAAUAGCGCCGAUAAUACGAACAGCCAAACAACGAAUACCUUCGGUGAACAACGAAUGCGUUCGGUGAAUAACGAAUGCACUCGUUAAAUAACAUCGUUCGGGGAAUAACGAAUGCAUUCGGGUAAUAACGAAUGCAUUCGUUAAAUGACGAAUCAUUCGGAAAAUAACAAAUCAUUCGGGAAAUAACAUUCGGGAAAUAACGAAUGCAUUCGUGAAAUAACGAAUCAUUCGGGAAAUAACGAAUGCAUUCGUUGUCCGUAAACGAAAGUAAAGUAAUAAUUCUGCAUUCUUUUAAUUGGUCCUUAGGAGGUCAUAUGAUCGGAGUUCAUUGUCACAUGGUACCAUAUGGUAACUUUUAGCCAAUUAGCUUAUUCCAUUCAAUCCCUACUGUAUUGCAGACAGUAAGGCUGUUUUAUUCAGUUGUGAGGUAGUCCUGUGAGACUGGCUGGUGGUGUUACAGUUGCAGUGUGUGGAGAGAGUCACUGGAUUUGCAGAAAUGGACGGUUUACCUGAUGAUAACUUGGCUUCUGGCACAGAGACAACAGGCAAACAAGCUAAGGUAACACCUGCACUUUUUUACAAAAGAGGAUCAGCAGCAAGGCCUGCAGCAAAGUCCCAUGCUUCAUCAAGUGGCCAUACUCAUCAUCAUAUCCAAGAAAAAAAUAAGACAGCCACCACUAGUGCUGCUACUGUGGCCCUUAAUGUCUCGCAAUCUGUUAGACACCAAGAAGGAGAGGAAAACAAGAAGCAGGGCUCACAAUCAGACAUGGACAUAAUGCAUUUAAGUACGCCUCUUCAAGGUGUAGACAUUGGAAGCAUAGAAGAGGAGGUACCCCUUGAUUUCAUUCAUGAUGUGUCCAGUCCUGAACAAUAUCAAAGUCCUGUAUCGCCACUCCUAUUUACAACUGACCUUCCAGAAUCAUCACCACCAUCAUCCUCUGGCUCUUUAGUUGUAAUGGAUACACCACCCUCCCAUUCAAGUAGUGCCACCGUCCCCAGUACAAGGCCUCCAGCUUCCAAAAGCAAUCCCCUCCUGCAAAAUGCCCCAUCUGCACAACCCGGUUCCAGUUCCAGCCGGAAAUCUAAAGUUUGGGAGCAUUUUUCAAUAGUUGGUGAUGGUAGAUCAGCUAAAUGUAAGCUAUGUGGCAGGGAAGUCAGUCGUGGUAGAGUUAUUGGGCAUCUGACUAAUUCUGGCAUGAAUCACCAUUUGCGCACACACCACAAGCCAGUCCUGUUAAGAGAAGACAGUGGGUUGUUGUCACCUCCACCCAGUAAAAAAAGGGCAAGUGCUAGUUCCAGUGCUACCAUCAGCUCACAUAACCUGGACAAGGGGCACAGAGGUGAAGCUGUUGACCCCAGUCAAGCAAAACAGCCCACCUUGGAUCAAUUUAGUGGAUUUCAUUCCAGGGGGAUUUCAAGACAGCAGUCCCGUAAAAUUACCCGCCUCAUUGGCGAGCUCAUAGCCGUCGGGGGAGCUCCCUUUAACAUGGUGGAGGGGGAACCGUUUAAACGUCUAAUGCAGGCAGUUGCACCCCAGUAUGUAAUUCCAUCCCGUACCACAUUUAGUCGCAGUAUAGUACCCUCCUUACAUAAAUCUUGUGUGGAGUUAAUAAAACAGGAGCUAGGCAGAGCCACAGGACAGUCAGUACAUUUCACCACAGACUUGUGGAGUGCUCCCAGUGGGCAGCAUGCCUUCUUAUCACUAACAGCACACUGGUGGCAGCCCAUUGUAAUGGAACCAGCCCAAAUUACAUCAGGGCCAAGAAGCACAGGAGCUGGUGUUGUAGAAAAACAAAAUCAGGGGCACUGCUCAUUCCUACUGCAUGCAGAGGUUUUAGAUGAGCAGCACAGCUCGCAUAACAUAACCCGUGCAUUACAGAAAAUGGUGGCAGAGUGGCUUGGGGAGCAGGCAAAUACACAGGCGAAGAUGGGGUUUGUGGUCACUGAUGGGGCAGCCAAUAUGUUAAAAGCACUGCGGGAUGGCAAAUUUGUUGGUGUCCGAUGCUCCGCCCAUGUCCUCCAUCUUGUAGUAAAGGCAGGUAUAGAUGACACCACUGAGAGCAAUACAAAGCUCUCUGAAGUGUUAGACUCCUGUAGGAAAAUUGCAGGCCAUUUUCAUAGAAGUGUGAAGGACAGUCACAUUUUCAGGCAGGAGCAGAUUAAGGCAGGUCUUCCUCAACA